This is a messenger RNA of Girardinichthys multiradiatus, 3179 nucleotides long. RefSeq names its product thyroid stimulating hormone receptor (gene tshr). Lineage: Eukaryota; Metazoa; Chordata; Actinopteri; Cyprinodontiformes; Goodeidae. Bases 128 to 2536 code for a protein of 802 amino acids. Gene Ontology annotation, biological process: G protein-coupled receptor signaling pathway. The record is from RefSeq and is a predicted model, not a curated record. Gene Ontology annotation, cellular component: membrane. Gene Ontology annotation, molecular function: thyroid-stimulating hormone receptor activity; protein binding. The transcript has 10 exons.
UGUCCGCCCCGCAGCAUCCCCAACCUUCUCCGCUCCAGACUGGGCCCCUGCACGGCGCGCCGAGCACUCAGGACUAUAUCCACCCACCAAAAAACACACACCAGAAGCUGUAACUUUCCGCAGUCAUAUGUCGCUGUGGACAUUUGGGAGGUGGGGAACUAGCACGGACUUUGGGACUUUCAGCCAGCUGUGCUCCAGCAUGCAGGUGCUAACAUGCGCGCUGCUGACCCUCAUCACUCUAACCAUCAGCAGCACCGAGCUGCAGGCUUACUCCUGCCCGGUCAGGGGCAACUGCACCGAGUGGAGAGCUCACACAAUCUGCUGCAGUGACAUUGAUAUUCUCCCGAGGUUUCCAGCAAGCACAGAGACGCUAAUGCUUUCUGAUACCAAACUCUCAUCUGUUCCAGUGAAUGCUUUUGCCAGCAUGGUCAACAUCUCAGGGAUAUACAUAAACGUGGAUAAGAAGCUGCAGCGGCUGGAGAGGCACUCAUUUUACAACCUCAAGAAAAUCACCCACAUAGAGAUUCGGAACACAAAAAUGUUGACGUCUGUCGACCCAGAAGCCUUUAAACAUCUACCGAACCUCAAGUACCUGGGGAUUUUGAACAGUGGCUUGACCUUCUUCCCUGCUUUAAACAACGUCCACUCAAAUGACAUAAACUUCAUACUGGAAAUUGUUAAUCAUCCCUACAUUACUGAGAUCCCAGCAAACUCAUUCCAGGGCAUCACAAGCGAGUUUCUGACAGUAAUGCUGUAUGGAAAUGGCUUCAGAGAGAUACAACAUCAUGCCUUUAAUGGGACAAAGCUAGAUCAAGUUGACCUACACAGGAAUGAAUAUUUGACCAGGAUGGAUAGUCGGGCUUUCGCAGGAAUCAUCAGUGGCCCCACACUUCUAGAUGUUUCCCAAACAGGAAUCACAUCCCUACCCUCCACAGGCAUGGGCUCCCUGCGAGAGCUGAAGGCACGUGACACCUGGGCCCUCAAGAAACUGCCGCCCAUCAAGGCCUUUAAGCACCUCGCCACUGCCAACCUCACCUACCCGAGCCACUGUUGCGGCUUUAAAAACCUCAAAAAGAAACGGGGCUUUUUGGAGUACAUCAUCUGUAACCUAACCGCUUUCUAUGACCAUUACCACAAGCGUUCUGUGGGGCCCCUUAGCAUGCCAUCCCUUCAAGGGGACGGAGUCGGUGAAACACUCCCAGAGCAGGAGCAGAGAAAUGAAGGUCAUGGAGAACUGCAGCAAGGCUGGAGGAGAGGAGACUUCCAUGGCAGCCUUUACUACCACACCUACUUUGGAGGCCAGCCAGACGAGGAAGUGGGUUUUGGAGAGACCCUCAAGAACCCCCAAGUGGACAACAGCCAAGAUUUUGACAGUCGUUACGAUUAUGUGGUGUGUGAAGAGGGAGGGGAAGUGACGUGUGCACCAGUGCCUGAUGAGUUCAAUCCCUGUGAGGACAUAAUGGGGUUUGGCUUCCUGCGGGUGUCUGUGUGGUUUGUGAGCUUGUUGGCUGUUUUGGGAAAUGUGGUGGUGCUCCUGGUGCUGCUCACCAGCCACUACAAACUCUCAGUCUCUCGCUUCCUCAUGUGCCACCUGGCUUUCGCUGAUCUUUGCAUGGGGAUUUACCUGCUGCUCAUCGCUUCUGUGGACCUCCACACCCGCUCCGAGUACUUCAACCACGCUAUCGACUGGCAGACGGGCCCUGGCUGCGGACUUGCGGGGUUCUUCACAGUCUUCGCCAGCGAGCUGUCCGUUUACACCCUGACGAUGAUCACACUCGAGAGGUGGUAUGCCAUCACCUUUGCCAUGCGGCUGGACCGCAAACUCCGUCUACACCACGCAGCAGCUGCAAUGGUAGUUGGCUGGAUCCUCUGCCUCCUUCUGGCUCUGCUGCCACUGGUUGGAGUGAGCAGUUACCAGAAAGUCAGCAUCUGUCUCCCAAUGGACACCCAGUCCACAACAGCUCAGAUUUACAUCUUGCUGGUGUUGGUCCUAAACAUUCUGGCUUUCUUUGUCAUCUGUGCCUGCUACUUUAAGAUCUACUGCACAGUGCACAACCCUGAGUACCACUCUGCAUCCAAGGACACCAACAUUGCCAAGCGCAUGGCCAUCCUUAUCUUCACUGACUUCUUAUGCAUGGCUCCCAUUUCCUUCUACGCUAUGUCAGCCGCUCUAAACCGGCCCCUCAUCACUGUAUCUAACUCCAAGAUUUUAUUGGUGCUCUUUUACCCUCUCAACUCCUGUGCCAAUCCAUUCCUGUAUGCCAUCUUCACAAAGGCCUUCAGAGGUGACAUAUUUAUCCUCCUCAGCAAGGUAGGUCUGUGUCAGCAGCAGGCACAGCUGUUUAGAGGCCAGACUGUCUCAUCGAAGGGCAGCAGCGGGAAUUCUCAGGUGCGGAGGGGAAAGGUUAGGAAAAGCGGAAGCAUUGGCCAAGAAGAGGUACCCAUCAACCUGAAGAGCUUCUCCAGACAAACCUACCACCAAGGAAUCAUCCAGAAGAUGAAGCCUGACGAGAACCAAAGCCUGAACAAGAGUUGAACAUCAGCCUCAGGAAGCGAGCUGAAAGAGGUUCAUUGGGAAGAAGCUUCAAAAUAUUUCUGGACAGCUACUGUUCUGCAUCAGCUUUAGGUUUCAGACCCUGGUUGUGGAAUUACAGCCAUCAUGAAUCUAAUUUAAAUGCUAAUCCAGUAUAAGUCUCUUCUAUUUUAAUAGUGUUUCUAGAACAGCACUGAAAGUGUUUACAGGAAGAAAAUAAAGCACAAAUAAAAGCUGAAAUUAAGCAUGAUUUCUUUUCAUUUUAUAUAUUCAGUAUAAAUUAGAUAUUACAAAUAUAUCACUUUAAUUUGAACAACUGUUUGAGGCCCAUUAUUUGUAGGUAUUGUCUUCUACAGCCUGCUGGCUCAGUGCCGUUCAACCGUGGAAACUUUGUACCAUUUAUUUAAAAUAUGAAAAAUACAUUUUCAUUUAUUAUUACUUUCACAACUCUGUAGAUUAUGAAAUAGUAAAUGAAGAAAAAAUAUAUAUUUUUCAGAUUUUAACCUCUGCUUCUUCUGAGAAAUAAACACAAAGAUGUGCAGGAUGAUUCUGUGCUAUAGUCUUAAGAGUUUUUACAGUGCAUGUAGUUUUUGUAAGCCUGUUUUAGUGGCAUAUAUAGAUAAAAAUAAAGUACUUCUGUUCUUUG